This is a messenger RNA of Daktulosphaira vitifoliae (grape phylloxera), 3165 nucleotides long. Its product is annotated as serine-rich adhesin for platelets. Lineage: Eukaryota; Metazoa; Arthropoda; Insecta; Hemiptera; Phylloxeridae. The coding region runs from base 129 to 1814 and encodes 561 amino acids. The record is from RefSeq and is a predicted model, not a curated record. The transcript is spliced from 2 exons.
UUUAAACAGCAGUAUGCACUUCAGUCGGACGUCAGUGACCGAUGCUUCAAUCGCGAUUCCUAUCGUUCGUCUACGUACAACGACAAAAUUCUGAACAUUUUUUUUUGUGCUUGUGAAGAGUGCAGAUCAUGUCUGUACCAAGGACUUUGUGUCCAAUUCUCAGUCGAUGGAAAAUAAUAUCAAUAUUAUUUUCAUUCAUUAUUUUAAUCAAUGGACAUCCACUUAAAGAUCAAAAGCUAGAAUCAGCUGUAGAAGGAAUUCAAAAGUAUUUAGAAUCAUCCGGAUUUCCGAAAAUGACUCGUGGCGAAGUUUUAGAAUUUCUUAAUGAUUUUUCUCAUAGCUCUCGUGUAAGUCGUUCUGAUGCUUCAAAAGACAAAAAAUCUACAUCUGUCACCAGUCCUAUACCAAUAGUUUAUAUGAAUAAUCAAGUAAAAGAAACAAAUACUGUUUCUAUACCAGAAGGACAAUCACCACUCUCUUACGGGUACCCGGCUAGUAUGGAUAAGACAAUAGGUCGUACUCCUACGACCGAACCACCCAUGAUUUUUGUUACUGUACAAAGUAGAAAAACACCUGCAAAAAGUUCUAAGUCUUUAGAGUCGAUACCUAGCUCUGUAACAGAAGGAGAACUUGCAGCAAAGAAAAACAUAGGCCCAUCGAUAGAUUUAAAUGCUUAUGCCACGUUUAAAAAAAUCCCCGAAGGUAGAAGCGCAAAAAUUGAAGAUGUUGAGAUGAAAUCACUAUUAGCAUCGUAUGGAUUGUUGGACACGCCAAAAGUGCCAAUGAUAAAACCAAUAGAAGUAGAAAGACGCAAAGAUGAUAACGAUUUAAGUGACACAGAAACUAUGGAUGAAAAAGUUUUAAAGACCGUAUUGUUAGAAACUGGAAAUGGAAAUGUAAAUGUAUCUGAAAUAGGAAAAUUAUUUGAUAGUGUCGAAAAAUCAACCAGAAAUCACGUAUUCAAUCCUUCAGAUUCAUCAAUAAAAACACUGGAUGUUAACAAGAUAGCUAAGAUCGUUCAAAACAUUAAACUUCUUGCUGAUGACAAGAAUACUAUUACUUUAUCCCAAGAAGCAAUUCAAAAAAAAUUGCAAAACAUUACAGAAGCUAUAAAAACCAUCGAUGAGCCAUCUAGUACUGAAAAUUCGUCAUUCACUGGCUACGAAGUUUUUUUCGACGACAAUUCCAAAGAAAUCGAUUCGGAUUUGCCAGCUGGUUCCACAGAGAUUUCUGUGAAAAAAACAGAGCCCUUAAUUAAGGCACAAAAUAUACCUGAUCCUUUAUCAAUGGACGAACUCCAACAAUUAGCUGAAAAAAAUAAAAUUGAAUUUAAACGUCAAGAACCCGAAAAUGCUACUGAAACGACUACAACAACAACAACAUCAACAACAAUACCGACGACGAUAACUACAGAAAUAUUAUUAGCUAACACCGACACAAGUACGUCGUCUGAAACACCUAUAGACGUUACAACUUCUACAGUCACAGAUUCAUCAUCAGAGGCAAGUUCUGUUGAAGUAACUUCUGAUUCUAGUGAAAGGAAUUCUUUGACUGCCGUGGCUACCGAUGCCAACCCAAGUAUUUCUCAACUAGCCGAGUCAUUUGGAGGUGGCGAAACUGCUAGUGAACCCCCACCGGCUGUUAACCCUGUAACAUCAUCACCAAAGUCCGGAAUUCCAAGAAACGGUUUAUAUUUUUAUGUUGACUGGAAUUCAUUUUUAACCGUUAAUGAAGGUUCACCUAAUCAAGUUAACUUAAGGUUUGCUCCUAAAGCUGGUAAUCCGGCUCAUUUCCUAAAAGUUACAGUGCCUUAACUAUUUUAGAAGAAAGUAAAUUAUUUUAUUUAUUUGUUUUGCUGAAUCACAUUACUAUUAAUCUUAAAGUUAAUAUAUUUCUUUGAAAAACAUACGUUUUCGAAAAUGAAAUUAUUACAUGAAAAAAUUGUGCUUAGUUUAUGUGAGGUAAAAUUGCUUAUAUUAAUUUAAAAUAAAAAAUAUUAUUUAUUAAAAUUGUCCACUUUUAAAUAAGUUCAAACAUAUAUCAGGUGGGACUGACUCUUACAACUUUUGAUAUAAUUGAUAUAUAAAUAUAUAUAUAUUUAUAAUAGACGGGUGUCUACCCAACCCAAACCCAACCCAACCCAUGUGAAAAUGCUUUAUUAUCAUUAUUGUUUAAAAUAACAAUAAAAAAUAAGAUUAUACAUAAAUUAUAAAUGCAUAAGCUAUUAAAAAGAUAAAUCACAGUAAAAUGUAAAUUGUAUCAAAAGUUGUUAGUUAAAUCUGUUUUACUCUGUAUAAAAAAAAAAAAAAAAUUUACUAGUUUGUUUAAAGUAACAUGUAAAUAUUGAAUUUUGUAAAAUUAAAAACAAAAAAUACGCUUUCCAAGUUGUAGUUGCAAUAAGAACUCUAGUCUAUAUUUCACAUUUGCUUUGAAUUUCUAUCAAAUGGAAGUGCAGAAAAAUUAUAACUAACUCAUGAGUUUUUACCACAUCACAAUCAUUGAGAAGCUUGAUGUGUAAUAAGUGUUAGUUAAGCCUCCAUUCAAAUAUUACUUUAAUUCAACCCUAGAAUUAAAAAUGCUCUGCACACGCUUAUACAUAUUAUAGAAUCACUUUUUUCUAACGUACACAUUCAAAUUAAUUACUUACAAUUUUUAAUGAGAUUGAAAAAUAGCCAAAAUAUUUCAUACUAUGGAAUAAUAUUAUCUUAUUACUAUAUUGAUUAAGAGAGACGGUGUGGCCGAAUCGGUAAAGCGACAGACCUUGACGCGCACUGCCACAGGUUCAAAACUCGGUCAUGGGCGGCUUUAUUUGACGAGCAAGAAAUCAGUCCAGUAAGUGGAGUCGCCAUCCAUCUUGCCAUUGACGGAUUAACCCAUCCCAGAGUAUCAAUGGUUAAGAGAACCUCCCUUUUGGUUGAGGUCGCUAUAGCCUUUAAUGAGACUAAAAAGCUAAAAACUUAAUUGUUUAACAAUAUGUAAAAAUUACUAGCGUUUAUUUUAAAAAAUUACCGAUUUAUGAUUAUUUGAUAUAAUAUUAUAAAUUAGUUAUUGGAAAAUAAAAGAUUCGUAUUUUUUCAUUAUACCUCAUUUUAAUUUAUGUAUAAAUUUAUUUAAAUAUAUCAAGCAUUUAACAACCGCUGUAUCUUAAAUAUUACAUUAAUCAUU